Dermacentor silvarum is the source of this 1908-nucleotide messenger RNA. RefSeq names its product homeobox protein OTX2. Bases 116 to 1249 code for a protein of 377 amino acids. Gene Ontology annotation, cellular component: nucleus. Gene Ontology annotation, molecular function: DNA-binding transcription factor activity, RNA polymerase II-specific; RNA polymerase II cis-regulatory region sequence-specific DNA binding. The record is from RefSeq and is a predicted model, not a curated record. NCBI's taxonomy places the organism in Eukaryota, Metazoa, Arthropoda, Arachnida, Ixodida, Ixodidae. Gene Ontology annotation, biological process: regulation of transcription by RNA polymerase II. The transcript has 5 exons.
CGGCGUUGCGCAGGCUGCCCUGCGACCGACAACGAGCAAGCUGGCGUUUCAACCGGCGGCUGCGGCGGGACCGGGGCCUUUCGGCAGCUGCCAGGCGUCCGCUGGCGGCGCGGCCAUGGCCGCCGCGUACCACCACCUCAAAGGACCGGCGGCGGCAGCGUACUCCAUGAACGGCAUCGGACUGCACACCUCGACGGGCGUCGAUCUGCUGCACCCUGGCUACCCCGCGCACGGGCCGAUACGGCUGGACAAGUACCGUGAGGAUUGGGAGUCGCCGAUGAUCGAGGAAGUCUGGUACGGCUCGCCGGGCUGCCCCAGAGGACAUGAUGCACAUGACGUCUACGAUUGGUCGUGGUAUGGUACGUCGGAUGAUCCUUUUAACCAAAAACGUGACAACACUUGGCUGGCGAGUGGACCAGCUCCCCGCAAGCAGCGACGAGAGCGGACCACCUUCACUCGGGCCCAGUUGGACGUGCUGGAGGCGCUGUUCAGCAAGACGCGCUACCCGGACAUUUUCAUGCGCGAAGAGGUGGCGCUCAAGAUCAACCUUCCGGAGUCCAGGGUGCAGGUCUGGUUCAAGAACCGGCGCGCCAAGUGCCGCCAGCAGCAGCAACAGCAGCAGAACGGUUCGGCCUCCUCCAAGCCUCGCCCCAAGAAGGCCAAGAGUCCCGCGCCAUCGUCAAGCCCGACUUCUUCGAGUCGCGGAGAGUCCCCGUACAAGCCCUCGGCGCUGGUCGCCGCCUCCCCGCUGGCCAGCGCCGCGGCGUCGCCGCUCCACCAACAGGCCAGCUCCAUCUGGAGUCCCGCGGCCAUCGGGCCGGCCGUGGCCGAACUCAUGGCUGGGGCCGCGGCUCACCAGCGGUCUCCCUACCACACGGGCUCUUCGUCCGCCUCCUCUCACGUCGUCCAGGGACCCGCCGUGUCGGCGAGCCAGGCCGCCCUCUCGGCCGGGGGGCCUCAGCACGGCCCGCCUCACUCGCUCCAGUCGGGAGGUUGCUACGCCCCCGCGGGACAUUACGGGUCGCCCUACUACGGCGGCAUGGACUACCUGAGCGGGCCUAUGCACCAGACGCCGCCCCCGCCCCACCCGUCGUCGCUUCAAGGCCCGCACCCGACGUCCCACCAUCAAGACCGACCCGGGACGCUGAGUACGCGGACGCCGCCUGCCGGCGACUGCCUGGAGUACGGCGCGUCGUCGGCGGGUGACAAAGGAAGCGGCGGUGCUCCCUGGAAGUUCCAAGUUCUCUGAGGGCCAACACAAAAAAGGAGACAAAAAGAGGAGGAAACCCGCGGUGUGCAUCGUGCAUGUGUUGUGGGUGCGUGCGCGCGCGUGUUCAAAUCACGCUCGCCUGCAGAAUGUGCGCGCCCUCUUGUGAUACGCCCGGGACAAUCGCAUCGCUUCGUCACAUCUCCUGUGUGUGUGUGUGUGCGUGUGUGUGUGAGUGUGUGUGUGUACAUAAUGAACAUUUUGUAGAGGGCGCUACCGUCGACAGUGACGUCGAAGCUCCCGCAUGCGAUGGGCGCUUCUCAUGUGGACCUCGCGUCGCGCACAUGUUUGCCACGAACCGAAGAAGCAAGAGGAGAAAUAAGAGAAAGAGGGGAGACGUGCUCCCAAACCAUUUCUCGUCUCUCCUCUCCAUCUUUUAUCUCCAUCAGCCACCACUAAAUACGUCAGCAACCGCCAACUAGCAGCGGCAAACCAGCUGCGGCAACAACUGCAGCAACAGCACGAGCAGCAGUGACAUCAGCAUCAGCAAGGCACCGCGACGGGGCCUGUUCUCUGGAGGCAGCCGUGUGUUAUGCGCAAGGCAAGCGCGCGAAGCUUCGUCUUGUCUCGCUACCGAGGACGCUCGACUUUCAGCUAAGCUCUUAUUUAAGCUGUAAAUAAAAUCGAAAGAAAAACACAAA